Messenger RNA from Spodoptera exigua (beet armyworm), 1174 nucleotides. The record is from the annotation of a GenBank genome assembly. Lineage: Eukaryota; Metazoa; Arthropoda; Insecta; Lepidoptera; Noctuidae.
CACAAACUGUGUUUUUUUUAGUUUUAGUACAUAGCAACAGUGAACACGGACCGGCAACAUGGCUGAAGAACCACAAGUUAUUUACGUGUUAAGGAUAAUAUUUGAAGUAAUAUGGGUGCUUUUACGACUGAACUUGGAGAUCGUAAAGGCUUUGUUCAGAGUUGUGGUGCCACAGGAUCGUAAAGAUGUGAAGGGAGAUAUUGUAUUGGUGACUGGUGCUGGCCAUGGAAUGGGCCGCGAGAUCGCCACUAGAUUCGGCAAACUUGGUGCCAAGGUGGUGUGCGUGGACAUCAACUCCAAAGGAAAUGAGGAGACCAUCUCCUUGAUCAAAAAGAACAAGGGAGAAGCCUAUGCUUACAUAUGUGACGUCACAGACAGAUCAGCUGUUAUGCAGCUGGCUGAGAAAGUAGAAAAAGACGUUGGACAAGUUGACAUCCUCGUGAACAAUGCUGGCAUUAUGCCCUGCAAGCCCGUGCUCAAACAGACUGAAAAAGAAAUCAGAGCCACCAUGGAAAUCAACGUCAAUGGAAACCUAUGGAUGAUCCAAGCUUUCCUACCAGCCAUGUUGGACCGCAACUCUGGCCACAUCGUCGCCAUGUCCUCUAUGGCCGGCAAAAUGGGUCUGCGUAACCUCGUGCCUUACUGUGGCAGUAAAUACGCCGUCAGAGGUAUCAUGGAAUCACUCGCCGUGGAACUUCACGAGGAUCCUAGAAAUACAAAUGGGAUCAAAUUCACGACUAUUUGCCCAUACAUCGUGAACACUGGUCUUUGCCAUAACCCUCGCAUCCGUUUCGAGGCCGUCAUGAAGACCGUGGACCCAGGAGACGCUGCUGACCAGAUUGUGGACGCCGUUCUAAGAGAAUACCACGAAAUUACCAUACCUAGUGACAUGUACUACUCAAAUAAGAUCUUCAACCUAUUAUCGCCAUCGGCUGGUAGGAUCCUGACUGACUUCAUCGGCACCGGUCUGGACCCCCACGAUAAUUGAUUUGAAAGAAACUUUUGUAAAUAAAAACAUUAACGCGUGACAUUACUAAUUUUGUACAUAAAUAAAAAGAAAUUGUUGGUUUAAAUAGAAAAUGUUAUUAAAAAUGUGGUUCCUCAUGUAGUCUAUAAUCAGAAUUUAAAUGUAUUUUUGUCUAUAAAGAUCAAUAAAUUCUUUAUAAGUAAUUGU